Meloidogyne enterolobii is the source of this 840-nucleotide messenger RNA. NCBI's taxonomy places the organism in Eukaryota, Metazoa, Nematoda, Chromadorea, Rhabditida, Meloidogynidae. The record is from the annotation of a GenBank genome assembly.
AUGCAUUCAAUAAAUCAAAAAAUUAUUUUAAUAUUUUCCUCAAUUAUUUCCCUUCUUCCCUCAUUUAUUUACUCAUCAAACAAAACAACAGAUAUGCCAUUAGAAGAUAAAUUAAUUAUUUUAUGUUCAGAUGCCCCAAAUAAACAAUUGAGGAUUUUUUGUGAACAAUUACACAAAAGUGAUAUUAUUGCUAGAAAAUAUUUGGAAGUUGCGGCAUUAAGGUUAGAGCCUAAAUCUGCACAAGAAUGUUUUAAUUUUUUGUGUAUGUGUAAAUAUUUUAGGGGAAAAGUAAAAAAAGGUAUUUGUAUUUUACCAAACGGAAGUCAUCUAAAAAAGUCUGUAAGAAAAGAAUUUAGAAUGCUAAGUGACAAGGAAAGAGAAAAAUUUAAUAAAAUAUUGAGAAUAAUGAAAGAAACUGGAGAUUAUGACAAAUUCGCAAAUCAACAUAAAACAGUAGUUGUUGAGGGAGGUGCUCAUUCUGGACCGGCUUUUUUGCUUUGGCACAGAGAAUUUGAAAUAACAAUGAGACUAUAUGACCCUUCAAUAUCUCUUCCUUAUUGGGAUUCUGUGUUGGAUUCAAGAAUACCUAAAUCUGCAGAUUCUUAUUUAUUUUCUAAUGAGUUAUUUGGAGAAACAGACAAUAACCAAAGUGUAAUUAAUGGCCCUUAUUCACCGUGGAGAACAUUGGAAGGAAAUCAAUUUAUAACGAGAAGUGUGGGGGAAUCUGGUAGUUGUCUUAAACAGAAAGAUAUUGAUACUAUAAUGAAUAAAAACGGCAUUCUUAAUUGUCUUGGAUACAGUACACCAAAAGAUGUAAAUUUUAAAUUAAUUAACUGUUAA